Messenger RNA from Mangifera indica (mango), 2243 nucleotides. Its product is annotated as stress response protein NST1-like. The record is from RefSeq and is a predicted model, not a curated record. Bases 244 to 1827 code for a protein of 527 amino acids. Lineage: Eukaryota; Viridiplantae; Streptophyta; Magnoliopsida; Sapindales; Anacardiaceae. The transcript has 3 exons.
UUGGUGUUUUCUCUUUGAGAAUCUGAAUAGGUCUGUGGAUGAACUGUACCUUCUUUGUGAACUAGAAUGUGAUUUAGAGCAGAUGAAGGAGGCUAUUCUUGUUCUUGAAGAGGCUGCAUCUGAUUUUAAAGACCUGACUACCAGAGUGGAGGAGUUUGAGAAUGUGAAGAAAUGCUCUUCCCAUUCAAUUGAUGGAGCACCAAUCACUUUAAAGACUGACCAUCGCAGGCCACAUGCACUAUCAUGGGAGAUAAGGUUAGAAGAAUGACAAAUUCACCUCAUAAAGCAGAGAUACUGUCAUCAUCUCUGGAGGCUUUUAAGAAAAUUCAACGGGAAAGAGCUAGUUUGCAUGCUGCUAAUGAUGCCCCGGGGCUUAAGUGUUCAAAUUGCCAUUAUUAUGUAUCUGACAACAACUUGACAAAGUCAACCAGGAUAAGUGAUGUAAUGCACAGUUCUAAAGAUUCUGUGAUGAAUUCAGGAAGACAGACAGAACUAACACCAGGUAAUUCUAGUGGAGAUAAGAGGAAUUCUGAGUUACGCAGGUCUAGCAGAGUGAACUUUCAAAAUGGUCGUGACCCUUCACUGAACCCAUCUUUUUUGGAUCUUAAUUCAUCUAGGCCACCUACUCAGAAUAUUUCUGCUGCUACUGGUUCUGAAAAAAGUAAGAGAGAACAUCUUGGAUCUGAAACUGAGAAGCUCCUGCCUAAGAAAGGGAAAAUAUUGACAGAAAAUGUCACUGAUGAAAACCUUAAACCUACAGAUCAACUUAAGAGGCCAAUUCCUCUCACUGAAAAAGAAAAGAGAAAUGCUACUUCAUGGAAAUCUAUGGAUGCAUGGAAGGAGAAGAGGAAUUGGGAGGAUAUACUUUCUUCUCCUUUCUGUGUCUCUUCUCGCAUAUCCCAUUCUCCAGGCAUGAGCAGGAAAAGUGUUGAGUGUGCACGCAAUUUGUGUGAUAAAUUAAUGUCUACUGAGAAGAAAAAGAAAACUGCCUUAGAUUUGAAAAAGGAAGCUGAAGAAAAACAUGCACGAGCUAUGAGGAUUAGAAAUGAAUUGGAGAAUGAAAGAGUUCAAAAACUGCAGCAUACUUUAGAAAAGUUAAACCGUGUUAAUGAAUGGCAAGCUGUCCGCAGUAUGAAGUUACGUGAAUGUAUGUAUGCUCGCCAUCAACGCAGUGAGUUACAGCAUGAAGCUUUUCUAGCACAGGUUUUGAAGAGAGCUGGUAAUGAAAGCAGUAAAGUUAACGAGGUUCGUUUCAUUACCUCCUUAAACAAAGAAAACAAAAAACUUAUGUUGCGUCAGAAACUUCAUGAUUCAGAAUUGAGGAGAGCUGAAAAACUUCAAGUGUUAAGAACUAAACAAAAAGAGGAUAUUGCUAGGGAGGAAGCUGUUCUAGAACGUAGAAAACUCAUUGAGGCUGAAAAGUUGCAGCGUCUUGCUCUGACACAGCGAAAAAAGGAAGAGGCUCAAGUUAGAAGAGAAGAGGAAAGGAAAGUAUCCAGUGCAGCACGUGAGGCAAGGGCCAUUGAACAGCUCCGGAGAAAGGAGGAAAGAGCUAAGGCCCAACAAGAGGAAGCUGAACUUCUGGCUCAGAAAUUAGCUGAGAAACUUAGUGAAAGUGAACAAAGGCGCAAGUUUUACCUGGAGCAAAUACGGGAAAGGGCUUCAAUGGAUUUCAGGGAUCAUUCUUCUCCUUUACUCCGCAGAUCUAUUAAUAAGGAGGGCCAAGGCAGAUUUACUCCAAUAAAUAAUGGUGACAAGUGUCAAGCAAAUGUUGUUACAGGUUCAGGGGGUUCUUCUAUUGCAACAGGAAAUGUUGCUAAAGCAUAGGAUUAAAAGAAUUCGGCAAAAACUUAUGGCUCUGAGAUAUGAAUUUUCCAAGCCACCAGUUGCUUCUGAAAAUACUGGUAUUGGAUAUAGAACCGCAGUGGCAACUGCAAGGGCAAAGAUUGGGAGGUGGGUUCAAGAACUUCAGAAACUCAGGCAAGCAAGAAAAGGAGCGGCAAGUAUAGGUUUAAUAACUGCUGAAAUGAUUAAGGUAUUUGUUUGAACCUCUGUACUAGGAAUUAUUGAUAAAUAUCAUAUGGUCACACCCAUUAUACCAAUAUAUACUUUAUGAUCAUACUUAUACAUCAGGUUUAGGAAGGAGAUAGAGAUGCAGAAGUACAAUAGUCAUCUCUCUCUCUUUCCAUUGCAUCAAGUCUUGUGCAAAUUGAAUAUAUUUGAUAAAGCUCUAUAUUGUUUUA